Anastrepha ludens (Mexican fruit fly) is the source of this 1182-nucleotide messenger RNA. RefSeq names its product tigger transposable element-derived protein 1-like. Gene Ontology annotation, cellular component: nucleus. The coding region runs from base 1 to 1182 and encodes 393 amino acids. NCBI's taxonomy places the organism in Eukaryota, Metazoa, Arthropoda, Insecta, Diptera, Tephritidae. Gene Ontology annotation, molecular function: DNA binding. The transcript has 3 exons. The record is from RefSeq and is a predicted model, not a curated record.
AUGGAAAAAGCUUUGGUAAUGUGGAUUGAAGAUAAAUCACAAAAAAGAAUACCAGUAGAUGGAAUUGCUAUCAAGCAAACUGCAUUAAGAAUUUAUAAACGUAUUAAAGAAGUUGAGCCAGGCACUUCAUCUCAGUCAAAACAACCCGAAUUUUCUGCAAGUACAGGAGAACGUAUGUUAAAACCACUGCUAGUAAAUCGUGCUUUAAGACCACGCUCGAUGAAAAGUGUAGAUUUCAAUAAACUGCCAAUUCACUGGACAGCAAACAAAAAGGCAUGGAUGACCAGUGCAAUCUUUACAGAAUGGUUCCAGAAAUACUUCAUUUCAGAAGUUAGACGCUACAUGAAUGCAAAAUGUCUAGAAUUUAAAGUUCUUUUAAUUCUAGACAAUGCACCUUGCCAUCCGCUCUUGGAGCACCCAAAUGUGCUAUUUUGCUAUCUUCCGCCUAACACUAUAUCCUUAAUACAACCGCUAGACCAAGGGGUCAAUGCUACUUUUAAAAAGUACUACAUAAAACGUUCAUUCCAAUACGUGGUAGACAAACUAGACCAUAAUGAGGAUUCAACAGUCAUUGAUAUGUGGAAAAAAUUUUCUAUUAUGGACUGCAUUAAUCAAGUUGGGUUAGCGUUAGCUGACUUAAAGCCAUCAACCUUGAACUCAUGUUGGAAAAAUAUUUGGCCAGAAUGUGUCAAAAGCAAAGAUCCUGAUCCUGUCAUCCAUAAUAACGCUGUUUUUACUGACAUCACAACGCUGGCACAUACAAUUGGUGGAGAUGGAUUCGAUGAUCUAUCAUUUGCCGAUAUAGAGGAAUUAUUAGCUGAUAAAAGCUUGAGCGAAAAUGAAAUUAUAGACCUUCCCCUUGAGACUCAUCAAGACAGAGAACAUAGCGAUAAUGACGAAGAAGAUCCUCCCAUUUUAAAUGCAACUCUAAUUAAAGAAGGUAUUGAUCUUGCCAGAAAAUUAGGUAAUCAUUUUCAACAACAUGAUCCUGAUGAGGAACGAGCUGCAAAAUUUCAACGUGUACUGAAAUCAUUAAUGGCAUCUUACUUUAUAAAGGAGCCUAGAGAUGAUAAUCCAGAAACAAUUUCACAAGAUGAUGAACAAAAUAAUUCUAGUGAUGGCAGUGAUAUUCUAGUCUUACGCAAACGUAUGCGUUUAUUGUCAGAAAGUGACAAUGCAUAA